AUGGCAAAGAGGAAACAGACAGCUAUAAAUGUACAGUUAAAGCUUAAGAUUCUAGAUGAAGUGGACCGUGGUACCAAGAAAACAGCAAUUGCAGAGCAGUUUGGGAUACCUAAAUCUACUUUAUCUACCAUUAUUAAGAAUCGAGAAAAAAUUAUUAAUGCUGCAGCAUCAGGUUCUGGAAACAAAUCUAAACGACUUCGUACCGCCAAGUAUGAAGACAUCGAGACGUUACUUCUAGAAUGGUUCAAUCAUAUGCGUGCAUCUAACAUACCUUUAACUGUCCCUGUGAUUCAGUCAAAAUCAAAUGAUAUGGCUAAAGAUAUGGGCAACGAAGACUUCCGUUGUUCUGCUGAUAUGGCAAUUAGAAAAUUCUACACACUAGCUGAGCUACGAGAUAUGGUAAACAAUUUUCUCAUCCAAGAUUAUGGUGAUGGAGAUAAAAUAGAGAUUGUUGGAGUUCCCUCUGACAGUUUGGAUGUUGUUUCUGACGCUGAAGAAUUCGAUCUUGACAUAUUGGAAGACACUUAUCCUGAUGAUGUUCACGGUAGGCUGGAAGUUGAUUCAAGUGCAAUUCCAGUUGCUGAUACCGGUAUAACACCUCUGAGUGAAAACGAUCCUAAUACUUAG
Molecule: messenger RNA, 627 nt
Organism: Schistocerca gregaria
Lineage: Eukaryota; Metazoa; Arthropoda; Insecta; Orthoptera; Acrididae
Product: tigger transposable element-derived protein 4-like
Exons: 2
Coding region: 1-627 (208 amino acids)
Cellular component (GO): nucleus
Molecular function (GO): DNA binding
Source: RefSeq, a predicted model, not a curated record